AUAUAUAUAUAACAAAACCCUCUAUGGCGAAUGGCGUUAACUCGAGUUAGCAUUUGGAGUUUUCGUGGGACCCAGCAGUUAUCCAAACCCCUAGGCCCCCAUAAAAUUGGAUGCGCCCCGGUUGAAUCCACCUCGAAGUUUCCGUUUUUUCUGAUCCGUUGGAAGUGAUUCCGGCCGGAGUUAAGAUCAGUUUCCCAUAGCUACCGCCCAGAGUGCAGCUCACCGGUGGUCGGGGCUGACCCACCAAAAAGUUUUGCACAUCUGCAAGAACUGAGACUACUAUCAUUCAUCUUCACGCUCAGCUCAUUCGUCACUGGAAGUCUCUCUCUGAGAUUCUUUGUGUUCUGAUCAGCAGAUAUGGUUUGGUCCUAUGUGCACUUUAUUGGGAGCGCAAUCGUACUCUGUUCAUUGAUUCCAGGAGCUCUGGGAUGGGGAAAGGAGGGACACUACGCUGUCUGUAAAAUAGCCGAGGGCCUCCUCACCCAAGAUGCUUCAGCUGCAGUAAAGUCCUUACUUCCAGUUUAUGCAGAAGACGAUCUUGCAGCUGUUUGCUCUUGGGCUGAUGAGAUUAAACACAACUACCAGUGGCGCUGGAGCAGUCCCCUACACUAUGUUGACACACCAGAUUUUAGGUGUAACUAUGAUUACUGCAGAGACUGCCAUGAUUUCAAGGGAAAUAAAGAUAGGUGUGUGACUGGAGCAAUUUACAACUAUACAACACAACUUAUCUCUACUUAUUAUGAUCCUGAUUCAGGAAUGAAAUACAAUUUGACGGAGGCGCUCAUGUUCUUGGCACAUUUUGUUGGGGACGUCCAUCAGCCUCUUCAUGUUGGCUUCACUGGAGAUGAAGGUGGGAACACAAUAAAAGUCCGUUGGUAUCGCAGAAAAACUAAUUUACAUCAUGUUUGGGAUAACAUGAUCAUUGAAUCUGCCGUGAAGACAUUCUAUGGUUCGGAUCUUGCAGUUAUGAUACAAGCAAUUCAAAGGAAUCUUACGGAUUAUUGGUCCAACGACAUCUCAUCAUGGAAAAAAUGCGCACUUAAUCACACAGUUUGCCCAGACCCGUAUGCUUCCGAAAGCGUUAAACUAGCGUGCAAGUAUGCCUAUAGAAAUGCCACGCCGGGAACCACUCUAGGAGAUGAUUACUUCCUCUCUCGACUGCCCGUUGUGGAGAAGAGGCUAGCACAAGGAGGGGUCCGCCUGGCUGCCACCCUCAACCGCAUCUUCGCUUCUCAGCCAUUGAUCUCUGAACAAUGAAGAUCAAGGCUCAGAAACCCAGCACAUCUGCACCAUCCAGCAUAGCUUGAAAUUCCCUUCACGUCAUCCCCUCACCCACCAAAUAGGUUACUAUAGUCUUUUAAGACAAGCCAAGAAACAUGUACUUUAUUGUCACCCCAAGGUCGCAUCACUUUCCUAUCUUAAUUCAGAAUAUGCCCCUAAUCUCUGUGUGAAAGAUUCAACUUCCGGAGCACUCAAAACUUCCAAAUAUGAAGCUUGUACUCAAUGGAAACCUUUCAUUUGUCGUGUAUAAAUAACAUGGUGGGGCUUGGUGCUUGUAUUCUUAUCACAUUGUUUGGGAUAUAAAACAGUUGCUGGAGCUUAAAAUCAAAGAACAGGUGAUUUGAAAA
Molecule: messenger RNA, 1628 nt
Organism: Malania oleifera
Lineage: Eukaryota; Viridiplantae; Streptophyta; Magnoliopsida; Santalales; Ximeniaceae
Product: endonuclease 4-like
Exons: 9
Coding region: 358-1257 (299 amino acids)
Biological process (GO): DNA catabolic process
Molecular function (GO): nucleic acid binding; endonuclease activity
Source: RefSeq, a predicted model, not a curated record